CCUCGCUCAAAUUAAUGGGGAAAUUGUCGCUUUCUCGGUCCGAAUCUCUCUCACUUCAUGCGGCCAUCAUUGUAAACAAUAGGGAACUUUGCGUAUAUGUUCAACUGACUACGUCACGCUACUUCCGGUAGGUGCAAGCCUUUUUUUUAUCAGAUACCAAAAGUUGCAAUCUUUAUCGUCGUUGUUCUAUACUAAAUCCUUUCAGCAAAAAUAUGGCAAUAUCGCGAAAUGAUCAAGUAUGACACAUAGAAUAGAUCUGCUAUCCCCGUUUAAAUAAAAAAAAUUCAUUUCAGUAGGCCUUUAAAGCUGACCAACACGCCGGAUUGUAGUCAGCUGGAGGCGUGUCUUAAUGAAAAUAAACAAUGGAUGUCCGCUAACUUUUUGCAACUCAACGCUAAGAAAACGGAAAUGCUGAUUAUCGGUCCUGCUCAACACCGACAUCUAUUUAAUAAUACCACCUUAACAUUUGACAACCAAACAAUUAAACAAGGCGACUCUGUAAAGAAUCUGGGUAUUAUCUUCGACCCAACUCUCUCGUUUGAGUCACACAUUAAGAGUGUUACUAAAACGGCCUUCUUUCAUCUCCGUAAUAUCGCUAAAAUGCGUUCCAUUUUGUCCACAAGCGAUGCUGAGGUCAUUAUUCAUGCGUUUGUUACAUCUCGUCUCGAUUACUGUAACGUUUUAUUUUCGGGCCUCCCUAUGUCUAGCAUUAAAAGAUUACAGAUGGUACAAAAUGCGGCUGCUAGACUUUUGACAAAAACAAGAAAGUUUGAUCAUAUUACGCCUAUACUGGCUCACUUGCACUGGCUUCCUGUGCACCUAAGAUGCGACUUUAAGGUUUUACUACUUACGUAUAAAAUACUACACGGUCAAGCUCUUGCCUAUCUUGCCGAUUGUAUUGUACCAUAUGUCCCGGCAAGAAAUCUGCGUUCAAAGAACUCCGGCUUAUUAGUGAUUCCCAGAGCCCAAAAAAAGUCUGCGGGCUAUAGAGCGUAAAAGUUAGAGAUGCUACCUCAGUAGAAGCAUUUAAGUCUCAUCUUAAAACUCAUUUGUAUACUCUAGCCUUUAAAUAGACUCCCUUUUUAGACCAGUUGAUUCUUUUCUACUCUGCUCCGGGGUGGACCGCUAGCCUGUUCAUCGGAUGGGGACAUCGCUACGCUGCUGACCCGUCUCCGCUCGGGAUGGUUCCUGCUGGCCCCACCAUGGACUGGACUUUCGCUGAUGUGUUGGACUUUCACAAUAUUAUGUCAGACCCACUCGACAUCCAUUGCUUUCGGUCUCCCCUAGAGGGGGGGGGGGGGGGUUACCCACAUAUGCGGUCCUCUCCAAGGUUUCUCAUAGUCAUUCACAUUGACGUCCCACUGGGGUGAGUUUUCCUUGCCUGUAUGUGGGCUCUGUACAGAGGAUGUCGUUGUGGCUUGUACAGCCCUUUGAGACACUUGUGAUUUAGGGCUAUAUAAAUAAACAUUGAUUGAUUGAUUGAUUUUCUGGCCUAGCUAUAAAAACACCGACAGAAUUGAAAGGGCCGUUUUAAAUGAGGAGCAGCAUGAGCCAAACUGGCCAAGAUUUGACGUUUCUGUUGUCCGAACUUGUGGUAUGCAAAUUCAUAAUCUUGUUGUUUAAAAAUAACGUCAUAGUUGCUUCUCUUUAUGCUUGGAAUAACCUAUUGUGUCUAUGUUCUGACCAGGUCUCUUGUAAGAGAGAGACGAUUUAUCAUCAUCAAUAAUAAUAAUAUUCUGUUCAGCUCUACAGCUAAUUUGAAACUCAUGUUCAUUUUAACAUAUUCAAUUUUAGACAACUACAAAGACGCAUUAAAAAUAAUGCAACAAUAUGGAAAGUGCUGCGGCACCUCAGACCUGCAAUCUGAGGCAGAGAACGAGGAGCUGCCAGAAAAAAGGAACAGGAAGCCAGUCCAUCGUCUCGGGGACUCUGAUGACAGCGAGGAAGACCCGGUAAAUAGUGACCGCGCAUCGGCAAGCCAAUUGCACAGGCAGACUCCACCGUCUCGCCGAGUGCCAGCAAGAGUCAUGAGUACUUGUCAACUCGACUCCUCAACUGGAGAUAACUUUCUAGCACCUCACCAUGGGGAAGGAUGCAGUCCUAUGCCUUCACCAGCACCUGCAUUAAACAUGCAGAGAGUUACACAAGGAACGGCAGUCCCUCCUCUACUCCCUCCACCCCCCUCACCAGCAGCCCUCAACAUGUGGCAGACAGAGGAGCCUGGAUCCAGCCUGGCCUACAGGCCAACAUGGCGAAGGGGAAGAAUGGCCGAAAACAUUUCCUGCUCUGCGCCUGAGGUCAUCCACAUCCUUAGCCUGCUGGAAACUAUUAAGCACAACCAAGACCAGCUGAUUGCGAAGGUGCUGUGAGUAAAAAUGUGUUUACAAGGUCAGCCACGGACGCUGAGGUCACCAAACACGCCAUCAGGUGGUUCAACUUGGCGUGGGAUCGGGCAACGAGGAGACGAGUCCCGCUUCCACCUCCUCAGGAGGAAUAGAGAUGUAUAUGUAUAAAUAAACAACCUUUUAUUGGACUUCUUGUCAUUCACCAGUUAUUCAUUUUCUGAUAUGUCAGCUGUGCAUGGAGCAGCGUUUCCUUGAAGUUGUAGCCUAAUAGAUUAAAUACGUAUAUUUACUUUUUAUAUAUAUAUUUAUAUAUUAUAUAUUUACUUUAAUAUAGAG
This is a messenger RNA of Entelurus aequoreus (snake pipefish), 2681 nucleotides long. RefSeq lists its product as uncharacterized. The coding region runs from base 1650 to 2369 and encodes 239 amino acids. Lineage: Eukaryota; Metazoa; Chordata; Actinopteri; Syngnathiformes; Syngnathidae. The record is from RefSeq and is a predicted model, not a curated record. The transcript has 7 exons.